CGGCCUGAACUCCUGGAAGCGCAUGACGCCGCCACGAAUCUUCUCACAUAUAGCAUAGCUCGCCAAUACCGGGAAAAGAGGAGACACAACUUAUAUAAGCAACUCGCUACCAAUCAGAUUUUGUUUGGUGUCUUUUUCCACUGCAAAACUAGGCCUAUAUUUGACUCAACUAAACUUUCACAUCACUCUGUAGGCGCACGCUGACCGUGGUGCGUAAAAGGCCACUUCCAGCUGGUUUUGCUUCAUCGCGGGCUACGGUCUCUUUAUUUGAACACGCACCAGGCAGAUGGAAUGAUAUGACCAUUGGCCAUGUCCAUUUAGCAAAUUUAGACUAUUUUGUUUGUUGACAAAGUCUGAGAACAGCGAAAUAUGUUUCCUCUGCCUAUGUUCACCCCAGAGCAAGUGGCUCGGGUGUGCGAGAACCUCGAGGAGACCGGCGACAUCGAGCGCCUUGGGCGGUUCUUAUGGUCCCUGCCUGCCGCUGUCCCUGGCUCCGCGGGGGAGGCUCUCAACCGCCACGAGUCAGUGAUGCGCGCCAGGGCGCUGGUUGCCUUCCACGGAGGAAACUUCGAGGCGCUUUACCAGAUCCUCCAGAGCCACCGCUUUACGCGAGAGUCUCACGCCAAGCUCCAAGAUCUGUGGCUGGAUGCGCACUACCGCGAGGCGGAGCGGCUCCGAGGCCGUGCCCUGGGACCGGUGGAGAAGUACCGCAUCCGCAAGAAGUUCCCCCUGCCUCGCACCAUUUGGGACGGCGAGCAGAAGACGCACUGCUUUAAGGUGAGACACCAAGCUGAGAGAACUCGCAGCCUGCUCAGAGAGUGGUACCUCCAGGACCCGUACCCAAACCCGUCCAGGAAACGGCACCUGGCCCAGGCCACGGGACUCACGCCCACACAGGUCGGCAACUGGUUCAAGAACCGACGCCAGAGAGACAGGGCUGCAUCGGCAAAGAACAUACUGCAGCAGGACCCCACCCACCUGCCUUCCGGAAGCUCCCCUGAGGGUUCUGCCCAGGAGCAUCACGCCCACCACCCCCGCCUGCUGGCCGCCUCUCCGCGUCACCCGGGCAGCCCAGAGGCCAGCGACUGCAGCACGAGCACCGACCCCCGGGGCACUGGCACCUCCACCCCAGACCACUCCGUUAGCAGCGACAGCGAGUUCGAAUCCUGAGGGUCGGGUCACUGACCACAGCAGGAGAGAGGCUCUCAUUGGUUAAUUAAAUCCUGAAGAGAGAGGCUGUCAUCAGUUCUCAGCCAGGAAGGACCGACCCCACAGAUAUAUAGAGACAAUAGACACUGUAGAACUACUAUGUCUGUAGCUUGAGAUUGGACACUUGGACAGGAAGUUCUCUAUGAGAGACUUGAUAUGGACACUUGAUGUGGUUGCUAGUGGACGAAUGGGGAGGGGUGGGGGAUUGGGGAUUAGACCAUCUACAAACACAUGCACUUAAAAUGCACCAUCGCACAUGACUGUAAGGUAAACUGUUACUAAGUACCAUAUGACUGUGCAAAUGACUGCUAUAAAAACCCACUACAAUUCUCUGUUCUGUAGAUUUGGACUACAAUGUGGGUAGAAAGAAGUCAGUCAGUCAGCAGCGAUAACAUAUUCUAGGACAGCAAUUCUCAGGCACGUUAUUUAUAGAAAGAAUAUAAACAUACAAAGUCGUAGGGUAAUUACUGAGCUUGAAUUAUAAUAUUAUAUGUUUUGAUACUUAAUGGUUUCAACUCAUCGGGGGUCUAUUUUUGAGUAGUCGAUCAUUGAGCGCUAGCUUUAAUCCCAUUUCUUAAUUAGCCCCUUACAAUAACCACUGCCUUCUGUAGGCUGUUGGUUUCCUACAUGAUCAGUCGUUGUUGGACGCAAAACUGCUUGAUUGGAUUGGACAGGUCUGCAUUUCUCUUCAUACACGUCACUGCCUUAAGAAGGAAGUAUAUAGGCAUCACAGCCUCAAUCUUCUAGUUUGGCUAACAUUAGGCACCGUUGCAGACCAUAACUGUCCCUAAAGCUAACACAGCCUAAAAAAAUGGUCUCUAGACAAUCUUGUAAUGCAUGGAUAUAGACAUUACACAUCACUAUACAUGGUGGUUUAAAUGUUUUCCUGUAUUAUGAUCAUGUGACUACUGUAUAACAAUGUUGAUGUGUAUCCAAAACAUCCUCAUUCUAACAUUAUCCAGUUCAAACCGGUUAUAUCCUUUUAGACUGUGGUUGGAGGCAUCAUUCAGUGUGGAAUCCUCUGUGCAGAUUUCACUAGAGAUGUCCUUGCAGGAAUUGCCUGUCAGAGCAAAACAAAAUAAGUGGGAUAAAAAUGAAAUGAAAGCAAGAUUGAUAAAGUGAAGCACAACUUGGUCUUAACUCAUUGAUGUGCCUAUAAACGUUUGAGGACUGAAUGACCUGUUUAACAUGACCGUUUCAUCUUUAUAUAUUUUUAAUUUAACCAGGAAAAUCAGCUAAGAACACAUUCUUAUUUACAAUGACGGCCUACCGGGGAACAGUAGGUUAACUGCCUUGUUCAGGGGCAGAACAACAGAUUUUUACCUUGUCAGCUCUGGGAUUCGAUCCAGCAACCACUCGGUUACUAGUCCAACGCUCUAACCCAGGAGUGGGAAAUUCCAGUCCCCGAGGACUUGAUUGGUGUCACAGUUUUGCACCAGCCGCAGCUAAAACAACUAACUCCAAUAAUCACUUAAUCAUGAUGUUCAGUUUAGAACGCAAUUUGAUUCAUCAGCUGUGUUUACUAGGGAUGGAGAAAAAGUGUGACACCAAUCAAGCCCUCGAGGACUGGAGUUGCCCACCCCUGGUCUAACCACUAGGCUACCUGCCACCCCAUAUAGGCCUACCCAUAUAAAUAUCACCAUACAAUACAUCGUCAUGGGAUUCAUUCAUAGAAAAAUAAAUAUUUUGUAAAAAUGUGUCUGAUGUAUGCAUUUGGAAUAAAUGAAAGUAUUUUUAUCCAAACCUG
Molecule: messenger RNA, 2956 nt
Organism: Oncorhynchus nerka (sockeye salmon)
Lineage: Eukaryota; Metazoa; Chordata; Actinopteri; Salmoniformes; Salmonidae
Product: homeobox protein SIX6-like
Exons: 3
Coding region: 370-1170 (266 amino acids)
Biological process (GO): regulation of transcription by RNA polymerase II; eye development
Cellular component (GO): transcription regulator complex; nucleus
Molecular function (GO): DNA-binding transcription factor activity, RNA polymerase II-specific; RNA polymerase II cis-regulatory region sequence-specific DNA binding
Source: RefSeq, a predicted model, not a curated record